Symbiodinium sp. CCMP2456 is the source of this 2028-nucleotide messenger RNA. Lineage: Eukaryota; Dinophyceae; Suessiales; Symbiodiniaceae. The record is from the annotation of a GenBank genome assembly.
AUGCUUCAACUGGCAACAUCAUCAUGGACUUCAUGCUCCGCCUCGAGUCCUCAGCCAGUGGGCGUUCGACGGGGUGGGCCGCGAGUCUCCUACAUCAAGCCCAUUUGCUCUCAUGCUGGAGUCGCUUGUGCUGCUGCAGCUUCACUCUGCGGAAGAGCGGAUCUUCGCAGGCGAAGAAGGUCCGAACGGUUCGGCUCGGCGCAGCCUGUUGUUGAGAGGGCGCCAUUGCCAUCUUCCGGCCGCUUGAGAAUUGAGGGAAGCCACUUUGCGGACGACAACGGCCGCAUCGUCAUACCGAAGGGCAUCAACUUUUCAGGGUUGUCAAAGGUACCCCUGACACCGAAUGGUGCUACACAUAUUAGAGGACCACAAUUCUAUGAGCAUCGCGAGGUAAGCUUCGUUGGCCGCCCGUGUUCCCUUGAGGACUUGGACAUGCAUCUGCAGCGCUUGACCGAUUGGGGGUUUAAUUUGCUGAGGUUGCUCGUUACCUGGGAAGCUGUGGAGCAUGCUGGACCGGGCAUAUACGAUGGUGAAUACCUUCAGUUCAUUGCGAGGGUUUGUGAGCGAGCGGCGGAUUAUGGAUUUUGGAUUGUUAUUGAUCCUCAUCAAGACUGUUGGUCGAGGUGGACAGGUGGGGAUGGUGCUCCGGGCUGGACUCUGGAGGCUGCCGGCUUCCAUAUAGGCCCUGCUCUUCACACAUCGGGGGCUGCUUUUCUACACCAAGAAAACGGAGAUCCAUUGCCUUCUAUGUCAUGGCCUUCAAACUACGACAGACUGGCAUGCGCAACGAUGUUUAGCCUCUUCUGGGCUGGCGAUCGGAUUGCUCCUUCCGUGACGAGCCAGGUUGGCACAGGUGAUGCAUCACUUCAGCAGCUGCUUCAAGAUGGGUUCAUCAACGCGAUGGUUCAGAUUGCCAGGAGUGUGAAACAUGUGCCAUCUGUGUUGGGUUUCGAGACUAUGAACGAACCGCAUCCUGGAUGGCUAGGAAGGAGCGACUUCACCAAGGCACAGUUCGGGGCGGUUUCAGCAGGACAGAGCCCGCUGGAGCAGCUGCAGCGAUGUGCGCCCGGUGAGGGGUCACCAUGGGCAUCUUCCUGCUUGUGGGCGCAGGCCGGCGUGUGGGAUCCACUCAGCCAGGAAUUGCUCGAUGCUUCGAGCUUCGAGUGUGACUGGUUGGCGGACUGCUUUGCUCCCUUCGUGACGAGAUUCGCUGAGAAAGUGGUUGGCGAAAUGCCACAUGCACUCAUCGGUGUUUGUCCACCAGCGUUUGGAAAAGAGGGUCAACAGCCGUUCCCUGAAAAGAUGCCAGCACAAGCCUUUUGGGCACCGCACUUUUAUGACGGUGUUGUGCUCGUGGGAAAGACAUGGACUCCAGCUUUCGGAAUAGAGGAGACCAAGCCAGGCACGACACUUCUAGGUGGCUUGCUUCCAGCCCCGCCAAUUGUUCCAGUGUUUGGGCUUCAGGAACGACUGGCGUCAUACAAGAGGCAGCUGGAGCAGAAGUGCAGACUGGCUUCACAAGAAACUGCCAGCAUGCUUGGAGAGAUUGGAGUUCCUUUUGAUAUCCAGUCCCCCGGCAUGACAACAAGAGAUGCUUUGAGUCAAGCCAUUGAUGUGCACAUGCGGGCCUUAGAGGAGCUCUUGCUCCCAUAUUGCUGGUGGAACUACACCCCGGAGAAUUGUAAGGCAAGAGGGGACGGCUGGAAUGGUGAAGAUCUCUCAAUUCUGGGGGAGGGCGGUGGACGGGCUUUGGAUGCCAUCGUGCGUCCUUGCCUUAUAGCAUGUGCAGGGAAGCCAGCACAUCAGGCUUUCAAUCUUCAAGAGCGCCGCUUUGAGUGCGAAUUUGACGCAGAUAUCGGGGAAACUAUCUUUUUCAUCCCUUCCAGGCACUUCAAGCCUGACAACGCCAUCUUGUCUGUCACACCAGGGACUCAUGUGGUUUGGAACGUCGAUUUGCAGUCUUUGCUUUGCCGUACUGAUCGCACAGGUCGUGUGGCGAUUGAUUUGCGCCAAAAAGAAAGCAAGUGA